Molecule: messenger RNA, 273 nt
Organism: Angiostrongylus costaricensis
Lineage: Eukaryota; Metazoa; Nematoda; Chromadorea; Rhabditida; Metastrongylidae
Source: the annotation of a GenBank genome assembly
AUGUCAAUUUUGUACUUUAGGGAAGUGUUCAAGGUAAUUGAGAAGUCUCAGUCUCUUCGUCAGACCUUUGUGGGCGUGGCGAAGCAGACCGGUUGGACAGCUCUUGGUACGGUGGCUGGAGGGCUACUCGUGGGACCAUUAGGAGCACUUGUUGGAGGAGUUAUAGGAGCUGCCUGCGGUUAUAAUUAUAGUAGUGACUAUGAUGUUAGUUUUUGCUGGACUCGUUUCUGUUUUUUAUGGUGUUUACUGUAUUUACGAUGGAAGUGGCUAUGA